Haemonchus placei is the source of this 717-nucleotide messenger RNA. The record is from the annotation of a GenBank genome assembly. NCBI's taxonomy places the organism in Eukaryota, Metazoa, Nematoda, Chromadorea, Rhabditida, Trichostrongylidae.
AUGGCAGAGAUUCUAGCGGGCUCAGCAGGCAAGAGUCCUACACUGCAGUUGAAGACUCAGGCACUGCAGGUGAGCAACCAAGCUGAGGAGUUUUCAGUAGUUGAAGUUGGGGAAGAGCUAGAAAGGGUCUUAGUGAGGAUAAGGCAGGUACCCAUUAGAGUAAGGGAAGAAUUGGAAGAGGCACGUAUAGCGGGGAAAUACAGAAUCAAGUUUCUCCAAGUAUUGGAAAGUGAAGCUAGUGGUAUAGGCAAAAUACUGGAAGACAUGAAAGCCAGCGUAGUGGGAUAUAAGCAGUUUGGGCGAGAACCGUUCAGAACCCUACGCACUAAAGGUAUUGACAAGAUAGAUGAUCUUAUAGAGUAUUUUGAUACAAAAGAACGAGAGGGCGAGUUGAUUGCUGAUAUAUGCGACAUGUUUCAGACUAACGCUCGGGAGGUUCGAAAUGUACUGGGAGAGGUACAACGCACCUUGCGUCAGCAAUCAGACCGAAGCCCGCCAAAGGAUGAUGAUCAAAUGGACACGGACACUGACACAGAUGAGAAGGAAUUCGAUGAUAUCAGCAAGCCAGACUGGAGCGCCUUACGGUCUACCCUGGAAGCAGCGUUCGGAGAAAUUGGAAGGACAAGCAGUCAGCACACCAGGUCAGGAAGCUUCAAAGUUUAUGGCUUUGAUGCAGGCGAAUGCGUGCAUAGGUCCUGGGUUACUCAAAGGGACUAG